Molecule: messenger RNA, 3195 nt
Organism: Puccinia graminis f. sp. tritici CRL 75-36-700-3
Lineage: Eukaryota; Fungi; Basidiomycota; Pucciniomycetes; Pucciniales; Pucciniaceae
Exons: 5
Coding region: 66-2651 (861 amino acids)
Biological process (GO): regulation of transcription by RNA polymerase II
Molecular function (GO): DNA-binding transcription factor activity, RNA polymerase II-specific; RNA polymerase II cis-regulatory region sequence-specific DNA binding
Source: RefSeq, a predicted model, not a curated record
AACCAAAACCAAAACCAAAACCAAAACCAACAAGACGGUCAACAGGAAGAAGAAGAAGAAGAACGAUGGCAAAGCUGAAGGACUUACCAGCCGAACUGAUUCAUAGGAUCAUCGAUCAAGUUAUCAUCGACCAAUUAGCACAGCAACACUGUCCACACCAUCAUCACCAUCACCACCACCCAGACCACCAUCACUUCGACCUCAACUCAGACCCCACAACAACCACACCACAACCACUGGCUCAUCAACAAGCAAUCGAUCUCAACCCAAAUCAACCUGAUACCAACAAUCAACAGCGAAAUAACACCAACAACAGAACUGCAUCCCAACAACAACAACAGCAGCAACAGCAACAGCACCGUCAACAUCAUCAUCACCAUCACCACCAUCAUCCUGACCAUGAGGACGAGGGCGAAGACGAAGACGCAGACGAGCCAGAGGAUGAGCAUCGUCAUACUCGAAACUCAACCUCAAAUACCACCCCAAACAACUUCCCCCCGUUCAAUCUAACCGAUUUCAGUGUAUCCUUCACCUCGGCCCCCGGUGGGGAUUUCGGUCUCUCGACUAGUACUUCCAAUCAUGCCGACUUUGUCGAUCCAGAUGAGACUGAGGAUGAUCCACAAGUUUCUUGGCCAGAUGGUCUCCCAUCAGACGUCCUAGUCACUUUCUCCCUCAUCAACCGGACCUUCCAACAAUGCGCCCAGGAGAGACUCUACAAACAUGUAGCACUAUACAGUCCAUGGCAAGCCAACCUAUUCCUACGGACGUUGAAUCGUAACAAAUCAGACUGCUCGCCACUUCUUCAAGAACAAUCGGCUGCAAUCCCUGCCUCGAUCGACAUCAAGGGUAAGCGUAGGGCUCAGUUUGAUGGCAACCAGCUCUCAUCACCUCGGAUUUAUCGUCGAUUGAACAGACUAGGAGAUCUUGUUCGCUCCUUACGUUUCGUCUGGAUGGGACCGGCUUCGAUGGGCAAAGGUGGCGGAUCUCUAAUCUGUGAUAUCCUCCAGAGUUGCCCACAACUCGAAAACAUCGCGAUCAGUACUGCACUUUUAAGCCAUUGUAAGGAGCCACUCUUCCGGGCCUUGGAACAUCGAACGUUGAUCAAAGAAUUCUCGAUCCUCAAGAACCCAGUCGAAAACCCUCGAAAGUUCCUCUGGAAGGCAGAUGAAGUCCUCAGCAGAUUGUUCACCAAGUGGGAUAUGCUCGAGACCAUCGAACUGAUCGGACUCUCCGGAAGGCCACUCGAUCGGAUGGAAACCGUUCUUAGGUCGAUACCCAGCUUCAAUUGUACUCUGAGAGUCAUCUCCUUAACCCGGCCGAAUCUGGCAGAGAUCGAGAUCUCGAAGAUCUUAAACACCUCUAAAGCUACCAUGAAUACCCUCCGGAUUACCCACCCUAGUCUCAAACUCGAUCGCAAAGGUUUAUAUCGGCUCUUGAUCGACUAUACUAAUCCUGCCUUGGAAUCUCUCACGAUCCAUGUCAGCAAGGAUUGGCAUCCGAUCAACCCGGGGCGUGGUAGUGCUGCAGCAAUUAUAGAAGCAUCUAACGACCCAACCCAAAACCCACAUCUAUUCGAUAUCUUAUUCAAAUCGUCUGCCAUGCGAAACCUCAAGUCGUUAUCGAUCGGUGGUCCCCUGGCUAGCUCGAAGCUCUUCCCUGUCUUACCAGAAACAAUUGUCAAACUGGCUUGGGAAGAUUGCACUGCCAUCCAACCUAGUUCGUUUGCCAAGUUCCUGUCGAGCUGGCCCAAACAAAAGUCGGACCUUUCCGGUAAUCUUGAUCCCAAUUCCAUCACCGCUGAACAGACCGGUAGGACUCUACCCGACCUAAAGUGUUGCUCGGUCGGUACUGAUGAUUUCAACUGGAAACGGGCUGACCGACGAGCCGUGGAAAAUGCGCUGAAAGAACGGAAUGCAUGUUUCCACAGCAGUAACUGUCAAGCCUUCUUUCCCCCAGCUUGGUUUAGGCCACCCAGCGAUAGUGACGAUGAAGAGACGCACAGCAACUUGGGCGAAGGAUGGGAUGAUGGUGAAAUGAAUGAAGAUCCUGACUUUGAUAUUCCUGAGGAUGAUGACGAGGAUGAUGAUGAUGAUGAUGAUGAUGAUGACGAGGAUGAUGAUGAUGACGAAGACGAUGAAGACGACGACGACGAUGGUGCGGCGGGAGGAGCCAAUAGAACUCGCAGCCACGGGUUUAUCCCGCCGCCGGCCAUGAUGUUCCCGGGCCUGUUCGGGAUGCCAAUGGCUGGCUAUUCCUUCCCCUUCCCGGGAAGCCCGGGCGCCGAAGGCUCGGCGACGGCAUGGAUGUUCGGCUCGGCUGGUCUGCCGGGUCAGUCCGCCAGCUCUCGUUCGGGCUCUACGGGCGGACCCACUUCUACCACAAGACCCCCGGCCCACCCCUCCGGGUCUGCUAAUCCAAGUCGCACUCACUCGUCCAGAUCCAACACAACCCCGUCCACUCGUAACACCCCCUCCACCGGCGAUCACUCGCAAGGACAAUCUCGCACUAACCAAGCCGGUCCUUCUUCUUCUACUGCUGCUCCUGCUGCCGGCUCUGCUCCUGGCGCUUCUUCCACCUCCUCGUCCACUCGUAGACCUAAAUCUCCAGGCCUGUUUGGACCGGACUUUAAGUUUGGUAAAAUGUUUGAUUAGAUUUCUGCUACCAGUACCACCUCCAAAAAAAAGACCAUGUAUCUUCUCUUGUCUGCAAGGCUUCCUUUUUGUUGGUAUCUAACUUUACACUACAGUACACAGUACACAAAAAGAAGCAAGAAAGAGAAUGGUCCUAUAUACUUUAUAUCAAUAUACACACACAUGCAUAAAAUUAUUUCCUUUUUUUUUGAUCUAUUGCGUUGUUGGUCUCGCAACAAGUAUCUUAUUCUGUAGUCUCAAAAAGAAGACCACAAACCAACAUAACAACCUGCAUGGUUUUUGUUUCUCAUUUUGAUUGGUUGAUUGAUUGAUUGAUUGAUUGUUCUUCAGGGUGUACUAGUACCAGUAGUAGCAUGUUGAUGUAGUCGUUUUUUUUUUUCUUCUUCUUUCUAACAAUGAUCCUUAUUGUGUUGGUUCUAACAAAAAGCUGAAGAUUGUAUCUCUCUUUUCUUUUCUUUUUUUCUUUUUUUCCCCUGGUAACCUCUAAAAAUAUCUUGCUUGUGAGAUAGAUGAUAUCCAUCAGAAAAUUCACUUUUUUAACAAA